Molecule: messenger RNA, 4248 nt
Organism: Venustampulla echinocandica
Lineage: Eukaryota; Fungi; Ascomycota; Leotiomycetes; Helotiales; Pleuroascaceae
Exons: 6
Coding region: 1-4248 (1415 amino acids)
Biological process (GO): nucleotide-excision repair involved in interstrand cross-link repair; double-strand break repair via homologous recombination; resolution of meiotic recombination intermediates
Cellular component (GO): nucleotide-excision repair factor 1 complex
Molecular function (GO): single-stranded DNA endonuclease activity; heme binding; iron ion binding
Source: RefSeq, a predicted model, not a curated record
AUGGCUGCUGGGAUCGUCAACGCUUCUAGUGCUCAGCCUGAGCUGCCGCAGACAUGGCCUUGGAGAACUUCCCAGCUGCAAGGCGCUCUGCCGAGUUUCCUUGCGGGCUGGUCCACCUGGCAAUACGUUGUGACUUUUCUGCUCGGCGUGGUGGUCUAUGACCAAGUCAUGUACAUCAAGCGGAAGGGUCCUAUCGCUGGACCUCCGUUCAAGAUUCCGCUCAUGGGCCCGUUUCUCCAAGCACUCCAUCCAAAGUUCGAAGCGUAUCUUGCACAGUGGGCGAGUGGGCCUCUUAGCUGUGUAUCCGUCUUCCACAAAUUCGUCGUCCUGGCCUCUGACCGAGACAUAGCUCACAAGGUUUUCAAGUCGCCCUCAUACGCCGAGCCAUGCAUAGUGCCGGUCGCAAAAGACAUCCUAGGCCACAAAGCUUGGGUUUUUCUUCAGGGCAAAGCCCACGCCGAGUACCGGAAGGGAUUGACUCCUCUGUUCACUAACAAGGCCAUGGCCACCUACCUCCCGGCCCAAGAGAAAGUAUUGGCCGACUACUUCGACAAGUUUGUUGCUGCUAGCAAGGCGAACCAGGGACGGCCCAUGGCGUUUAUGACCAUGUUCCGGGAGAUCAACUUUAAGAAGAUCGCCGAUGACUUCUACCUUACUACUGCCGCCCUUGAGCUAGUCAACAUCCCCCUGUCAAUGUACAUUCCGUUUACCAAGCCCUGGUUAGGGAAGCGGACGGCUGAUGCUGUUCAUGUCGAGUUCGCGAAAUGUGCGGCUGCGUGCAAGGCAAACAUGGCGACUGGCGCCAUGCCUACGUGCAUUGUCGACCAUUGGGUACUCCACAUGAUGGAAUCCAAGCGAUAUCUCGAGAGAAUUGCCGCGGGGGAGACGGACGUUGAGAAACCAACCAAUCUGAUCCGUGAAUUCACAAACGAGGAGAUUGGGGAGACGCUGUUUACCUUCCUCUUUGCAUCGCAGGAUGCGUCUAGUAGUGCUACAACUUGGCUGUUCCAAGUCCUCGCCCAGCGACCCGAUGUACUUGAUCGAUUGCGAGAAGAGAACCUCGCCGCCCGGGGCGGUGAUAAGAGCAAACCCUUCGAUCUCCCUAUGUUGGAGUCGCUUACCUAUACCAGCGCAGUCAUCAAAGAGCUCCUCCGCCACAGGCCACCCGUCAUCUUCGUUCCCUACCUUGCAACAAAACAAUUCCCUGUCACGCCCAACUACACCGUACCCAAGGGCUCUAUGAUUAUCCCGUCCUGCUACCCAGCUCUACACGACCCGGAUGUUUACCCCAACCCCGAUGCCUUCGAUCCCGAGCGCUGGAUAUCCGGGGACGCCGGGUCCAAGACCAGAAAUUGGCUUGUCUUCGGUGCGGGGCCGCAUGACUGCCUCGCAAAGAGGUUUACUCAAUUCGACCUUAGAUAUUCAAGGAAACUGAUUGCUACUGGAAGUUUCAAUUUGUGGGGUUUCACGUAUCAGCAGCAGAUUUUCCAGGAACUUCAUGAGAAGGAUGAAUUGGUCGUCAUCUCCCGGGGGCUUGGCCUCCUUCGCCUCGUUACGAACCUCCUCCACUCCUACGAUGCGGCCGGAAACAAUCUUAUAUUGUUGGUCGGGGCAGACGAGAGAGAGAAUGGCUGGAUCGGGGAGGCUCUGGCAGAACACGCUGCAAUCAGUAUGGCCCCGAGAGCCCGAGGCCUCAGCGUUGUCAAUACCGAUGUUAUGAGCGUAGGUACGAGGGAGAAAAUGUACACCCAGGGCGGGAUAUUCAGCGUCACAUCGAGGAUUCUCGUCGUGGAUCUGUUGACGAGCUUGCUGAACCCCGAGAGGAUUACUGGGGUCGUAGUGUUACAUGCGGACAAAAUUGUUGCGACGUCUCUGGAAGCCUUCAUCCUUCGAAUAUAUCGGCAGAAGAACAAGGCUGGCUUCCUCAAAGCCUUUUCAGACAAUCCACAGCCCUUCGCGACAGGGUUCUCCCCACUCUCUACAAUGAUGAGGAACCUAUUUCUACGUAAUGUGAGUGUAUGGCCGCGAUUCCAGAUGCAAGUAGCCCAAUCAUUGGAGGGAAAGAAGAAAGCAGAAGUCAUUGAGCUGGAAGUCCCAAUGUCUGAAUCGAUGCGGCAUAUUCAGCAUGCUAUCAUGGAAUGCGUUGAGGUCAGCAUUGGUGAACUUAAGAAGGGCAAUUCUGGCUUGGAGAUGGAAGACUGGAAUGUUGACAGUGCUCUCCAUAAGCAAUUUGACAUGGUUGUAAGAAGACAGCUUGACCCUGUCUGGCAUAGAGUCAGCUGGAAAACCAAACAGAUUGUCAAUGAUUUAUCAGUAUUGCGAGGGAUGCUGCAUACUUUGCUCACAUAUGAUGCCGUCUCAUUUAAUCGCCAUUUGGAUACGAUAUUAGCAGCACAUGCUCCUCCGCCUGGUUCUACAAGGCAAAACCAAUCUCCGUGGUUAUUCCUCGACGCCGCCCAUACUAUUUUCGAUACGGCGAAAAGAAGAGUCUACACUGGCAAGGCGCCUCAGUCUGGUGCAGAAAGCUUAGAUGCUCUGCGGCCAGUUCUUGAAGAGCAACCUAAGUGGGCUGUCUUGGCGGAUGUUAUGGAAGAAAUCGACCGAGAUUUAUAUUUCAACCCUGUCCCCCGAGAUGAUUCGAAUGGUACCAUAUUGAUUAUGUGUACCGAUACAGAGCAAUGCCGCCAGUUGCGAGAAUAUCUCCAAACUAUGCACGUUCAUUCUCACGCUGAAGCACGGGAUCAAGACGAGCAAGAAGAAGUCGACGAACAUGAAGAAGAACAUGAACCAUCAGCAGAGUUUAUGAUGAGGAGAAAACUUCGCAACUAUUUAAAGUGGAAGAACCAAUUUGCAAAGAUUAGCGCUGCGCUGUUUACUGAAACCCAGAAAGCAUUAAGUGGUGCUACGAAUUCAAAAAGCGCGUCUACUCCUAGCUCCCGAGGGAAGGCUCCUGCAAAUAAAAGAAGACGGGUCAGGGGAUGUGGUAACACGGGCACCGCCCCAUCACGGGCUACCAACGGAAGUCUCCAGGCAUCCGAGGACAAGCCACUGGAGGUUGCCGCUUUGAUGUCUGAAAUCCAGCCCACAGAAGUCGAGGCUGCACAAAAAGAAGAAGUGGUAGCGGAUCCAUUGGAAGAUAUGGAAGACUAUUAUCAACUCUACGACAUGCAAGACCUUGUUGUAAUCCAUGCUUAUGAUGGUGAUAUGGACGAGCAUAUCCUUGAAGAGGUCAAGCCUAGAUACAUCAUCAUGUACGAACCUGAUGCCUCUUUUGUCCGGCGUAUUGAAGUAUAUCGCUCCUCGCACAACGAUCGGAAUGUCCGGGUCUAUUUCCUCUACUAUAGUGGCUCCGUAGAGGAACAGCGCUAUCUCUCCUCUGUCCGGCGAGAAAAGGAUGCCUUUACAAAACUCAUCAAGGAAAAAUCGUCAAUGGCCCUUACUAUGACCACCGACGCUCAAGGCAUCGAAGACCCCCAAGAAGCUUUUCUCCGCACAAUCAACACUCGGAUAGCGGGCGGUGGCCGUCUGGCAGCCACAGCACAACCUCCCCGGGUUGUGGUUGACGUUCGAGAAUUCCAAUCCUCACUACCAUCCCUCCUCCAUGGACGUUCCAUGGUCAUAGUCCCCUGCAUGUUGACCGUUGGUGACUACAUUCUCUCGCCCAACAUCUGCAUCGAGCGAAAAUCAAUCAACGAUCUAAUAUCCUCCUUCAAGGACGGUCGUCUCUACAACCAAGCUGAGAGCAUGCUUCAACACUACAAAUCCCCUAUGCUGCUCAUAGAAUUCGACCAGAACAAGUCCUUCACCCUCGAGCCAUUCGCCGAUCUGUCAGGCUCUCUCUCCUCCAUGUCAUCCUCAAACACAUCCUCAGACCUACAGUCCAAACUCGUACUACUUACCCUCGCAUUCCCCAAACUACGUAUCAUCUGGUCAUCCUCCCCCUUCCAAACCGCCGAGAUCUUCGAGGCCCUGAAGACGCAAGAACCGGAACCUGAUCCUAUUGCUGCUGUGCGGGUCGGUCUCGAAGCUGGCCAGCAAGCGGAGGAUCAGACGUUCAAUCGACAGCCUCAGGAUAUGCUACGCGUUAUCCCUGGGGUUACGGGGAACAAUAUAAAGAACAUAGUGCUGGAGAUGGAUAGUUUGAAGGACGUUGCGAAUGCUAGCGUGGAGGAGUUAGAUCCUGUUGUUGGAAAGGAGGCCGGGAGACAGAUUUCUCGGUUUUUUAAGAAGAGUGUUAUUGAAGAAUGA